This is a messenger RNA of Poeciliopsis prolifica (blackstripe livebearer), 1966 nucleotides long. Its product is annotated as leucine-rich repeat-containing protein 43-like. The transcript is spliced from 12 exons. The coding region runs from base 90 to 1850 and encodes 586 amino acids. Lineage: Eukaryota; Metazoa; Chordata; Actinopteri; Cyprinodontiformes; Poeciliidae. Gene Ontology annotation, molecular function: protein binding. The record is from RefSeq and is a predicted model, not a curated record.
GGUUGUAAACAAACAGCGGCGAGGCUCAUUAAAGGCCGCGCCAAUUAAAUGGCGGCAUAAUAAGCAAGCAGCAGGUUCAGGUAAACCUCAUGGACUCAAAAACUCUCUUUUCUGCGAUAGAGAAGAAGAUCAGGCGUCUCUGUCUGACCGACUUCCCCUGCGGGAAUGGCCCCUGGAGACGGACCAAAAAUGGUCCAGACGAAGCGGAAACAGAGUCCCCGGAUGUCCUGCUGGACCUGCUGAGGUACCCUCGGUCCCCCUGGAUGUACAGCGACUCCUGGAGCCCUCAGGCUGCAGAGCUCAGAGAGCUGGCCGUGACGGAACCCAAGCGCCUCAGACGGGAUUUCAUCCUGAGAUACUUCAAAACGAUACGAAUCACUGGCAAAAAUGUCUCGUGUAUUGACGAAGGCUUGUUGAAGUUCUCGAAGCUGGAGGAGCUCGUCCUGAGCGGCAACCUGAUCUCAGAAAUCCCUGCCAAGCAUCUUCCCAGCACGCUGAAGAUUCUGGAGUUGCGUGCAAAUCGAUUGUCUUCGCUGAGAGGCCUCGCAAGCUCCCCGCCUCCUCAGCUGCAGUACCUGGGCCUCGGAUCAAACGGCCUGGGUUCCCAUCAAGACAUCUGCGAUCUUACAGGAAGACAAUGGCCCCGUCUGGCGUGUUUGGACCUCAGCAACUGUUACUUCCAAGAGCAGAAAUUUCUGGUGUCCGCCUUGGAAACUCUGCCUUGCCUCAAGACCCUGACGCUUAAGGGCAACCCCUUCACAAUGGCGCCAUCGUAUCCAGGUUUCACCGUGGACAGCCUCCCGGAGCUCAGCUGCUUGGACUCCUCUUGGCUCACCACAGAGGACAGGUAUAAUUUCUUCGGACUGGCCAGGAUGAAAGAGAUGGUGGAGGACGUGGCAUCAGUCACGCUGAGUCUGACCAGGCUGAGGGGAAUACCAGACCCACUGAUGCACGUGGAUAAAAAGGCUGCUGAGUUUCCGAUCGUCAUCUACAAAUACUUCAUCUCUUACCAGUUCUUUAAGCAUCCUAUGCUUGAUAAUCAGGGAGAAGUCGGUGAAUCUAAACCGGACACGUCAAAGGACGACUCUGUCCGUCCACGCCGAGGAUCAGUUAAAAACACUGGGAAAAAAGUGUCCACUGCCGUCCCCGCAGUCAAUGCUGAUGAAACUGAACUGCCGCUCCACGCAACACCAAAACUGUCAUGGUCCGAGUGCGCGGACUUGAACUAUACACUGACAUACAGCGUCAGCUGCCUGGGAGCCCUGAAGAGGUUCUUUAUUCGUGGACUUCGUCUCGACCUAAUGGAGGAAAAGACUCUGUUGUGGCCUGCGCCCUCUGAAGAAGCCCACCAGGUCAAAGCCAGCCCACCGAAAGGGAAGAAAGGCAAGAAGGAGCAGAAAGUUAAAACGCCUCCCAAAAAGAAAAAAGGUCCUCCAGAACUGGUCCGCGAUCCACCUAUCAGAAAACUACUCAACUCAGUUCACAUCCCCAUGCAAAGCCUGGUCAGUGGAGGUCAAAGGGUCAAGACUGUCUGCAACUUUGGCCCGCUUCAUGUAGAGCCUCCAGCAAAACAGGAGGAGGAAACUGAGAAGAAAACGAAAGGAGACAAGAAAAAGGACAAGAAAAAGGACGACAAGGAAGCAAAGCAGAAACAAAGUAAAAGUUUCGAACGUCAGAAAACUCCAAAAGGAAAGGGGAAAGACGCAAAGAAACGUGACAUGGACGAGCGCACAGUCCUGCCCACCCCGGUCCCAGUGGUACCGGUGACUGUGGAGCUGAGUGUGGAGCUGGAGAAAUGGAAGACGGUGUCCGACGCGCUUUGUGGCGUCAUGCCUGCAGAAAACGCCUAAAUCACAGAGCUGAGGUGGACAUGAAAGUAUUCAUAAAAAUAUAUAUAAAUGCGUUCUUCAUGCCAUGAGAAUUAUAUUUCAGUGGUAUGAAAUUAAAUGCACAGCUGACCAAUUUA